AUGGACAUUCAGAAUGAGAAGCAUCAUGUUUUCAACAUCAGGUUCGCGAAUCUUAUAGGUUUGUAUCAAACGUUGGAUCCCGGAGCAUUAAAAUGUCGAGGUCGAAACGUAUACCAAAUUUUCGUUGCGUUCAUUGCGUUGUACGUGCUAGUCAUAUCGGUGGUGUUGUUCGUCGGCUGUUUGCAUUUAUGGACGUAUAAUACGGCUACGAGCUUACUGGACUUUUUGAUAACAACAAACUCAUUUUACGCGUGCUACAAGAUGUGGAUCGUCAUUUACCGUUCGUGCGACAUAUGGGACUGUCUUUCAAUCACGCGGUACGGUUUUACGUCGUUGAGUAACCGGAAGCGGAACGGACAUGACAUACUGGAUCGUUGGCGAUCGCGUUCAGUCUGGUACACCAGCUUGUUAGCUGGCGCGUAUUUUUUGACGAUGGUAUUUUACGUGGGAUGUCCUCUGGCUUUCGGUGCCGCUGUAAUACCGAUCAAAAAUCACGACGGUUCGAUCGGAAAUUACCGUCUGAACGUUUUAAAUUUGUAUUUUUUUGCAUCUGACGAGACGUACAAUGAAUACUACAAUACGUUUUUCGUCGUCGAGGCGUUGUUCAUUGCCAGUUUAGUAAUAACUUACCUUUUGUUCGAUAUACUUUUGCUGACACUGUGCUUGGGAAUAUGCUGUCAGAUAGAAAUGAUUUGCUCUGCCUUCGAAUCGGUCAACCAUAACUCACCUAGUGAUCUUCAUUCCUCUGCAAUUGAUAACAACGAUGAAAAACACAUUAUAUCCAACGAACAUGAUUUAAUAUAUGAUGAAUUAAUAACAAUUAUAAUAAAUCAUCAAGCAGUUAUUAAGAAAUUUGAAUUAUUUUUAAAAAUAUUUGAACGAGUCAUGUUGUCACAUAUUUUUGUUUCGUCGAUUUCACUCAUCAUACUUUGGUUUAAUUUAAUAAUGAGUUUUUUCAAUGAUGGCACAUUUGCGAUUUCUGGUGAUACGACACUAAAAACGAUUGUGUCAAUUCCUUCAUUCUUGUUUCAAAUAUUUAUGUCAUGUUAUUUAUUUGAUGAUAUACACAACCAAAAAGAUUCAAUAAUAUAUGCAUUGUACAGCAGUAAUUGGACGGAAAUGGAUAUGAAGUCUGAAAAAUUGAUAUUAUUAACAAUGCAAUUAAAUAAUGCUAAUUAG
Molecule: messenger RNA, 1179 nt
Organism: Metopolophium dirhodum (rose-grain aphid)
Lineage: Eukaryota; Metazoa; Arthropoda; Insecta; Hemiptera; Aphididae
Exons: 5
Coding region: 1-1179 (392 amino acids)
Biological process (GO): detection of chemical stimulus involved in sensory perception of smell; sensory perception of smell
Cellular component (GO): plasma membrane
Molecular function (GO): odorant binding; olfactory receptor activity
Source: RefSeq, a predicted model, not a curated record